UGCUGCAGAGAGAUUUGUUUCUGUUCUUUUACGAUAACCUAAACUGGGGAUACUUUCUGCUAAACUUGAAGUUCCAUGGGCCAAAUGAAUCCCUUCUUUCUGAUGGCUGGGAAUGUCCCAACUGGGCUACCUCAGAGAGAAGGCACAUACUCUUUAGGGUCAUAAAAGGAGACAGAAACUGAGAUGAGGAUGGGGAGCAGGCCUUAAGACCUGAUCUAAUGCAGACCGCUUCAGUCAGUUUAGCCACCUUCCUUUCCUGCCAUUUAUUCUCCCCUCCUUUUUUUCUCCCCAGUGUUACAUACGUUUAUGAUGGCAUGAACAUUUGGGACUCUCAUUAUGCUGUUUUCACCAUUUUGGCCAAAAUAUAAUGAUACUAAGCUGUCCUGACUCCUGCAUUGACCCUGCCCAAGAAGCCUUAGAAAACGGUGAAGUUCCCGUUGGCUGCCUCAUGGUCUACAACAAUAAGAUCGUGGGGAUGGGGAGAAAUGAAGUUAAUGAAACUAAGAAUGCUACUCGACAUGCAGAAAUGGUUGCAAUUGAUCAGGUCUUAAAUUGGUGUCUCCGGCGCGGCAAGAAUCCCACAGAAGUGUUCCAACGCACAGUUUUGUAUGUAACCGUGGAGCCAUGUAUUAUGUGUGCUGCAGCCCUGCGCAUAAUGAGAAUACCUUUGGUUGUAUAUGGCUGUCAGAACGAGCGAUUUGGAGGUUGUGGCUCUGUUCUGAACAUCUCCUCCGAUGACUUACCAAAUACCGGCACUGCAUUCCAGUGCAUUCCGGGACAUAGAGCCAAGGAAGCAGUAGAAAUGUUAAAAACCUUCUAUAAGCAGGAAAACCCAAAUGCACCAAAAUCAAAAGUUCGGAAACUCGAUGGUCACAAACGGUGAACUGGUACCCGUGGAAGACUGGAGCUAAAUAGUCACCUGGAGUUGUUCUUGGGAUGGAAGCUCUAGCCUACUGUAGAUUUUAAAUCAGUUGCCAAAUGAUUUUCUGUCAUCUGCUACAACUAGUGGAUGAACAAAUACUUUUGCAAACUUAGACAUUUGUAAAUAUUUGUUAGCCUUUCAGCUGGCUGAAGGAAUAUUUCACUGUGGCAGCCUGACAGGUUAUAAAUUAGCAACUGACAUUUGUCUAAAUGGCCCUAAAGAUGAUAUGUGCUAAAUCAGGGAAAGUACUCUGGCAAAUAAUGAACCUGGUUCUCUGUGCACCAUACCAGCAGGCUUGAAACAGUAGAACUUGGCCCUGGUCAUUUAUGCUUCCCCCAAACCCCAGUGCUCUGAGGAGCAGCUAGAGAUCUUACCCUGCUAAUAGUUUUCCUUCUUAGAGUGGCUUUCUGCCUUUAUAAAGUCUUAGCGACAUUAUCUUUUCCUCAGAUGAUUAGAUGUGUCAUUUUAAAUAAUAACAGCACACUGUUGCUGUGUGAUUUUUUUUAGACUUAAUCUCUAUUUUUAUACCAAAGAUGAUCACAAAGCCACCAUAUUGUUAUUAAAAAUGAAAAUCAAAUGUGUGUAGCUCAGUUCUGACUUUUUUAGCGCGUCUCUUUUCAGUUAGAAAGAUUGUGAGUUUGUUAAAUAAGCACCUUUGAGAGUAUGAAGGGUAUAAAUAUAUAUUUAAAAAGACUUGCUGUUAACUCAUUCCAAAGUGAGAAAAAAUUGUGAUGACAAGCUUCCUGAAACUUAGAAGGAAAGUAGCAAUAACAAAUUUUACAGAUGCAUUCCUUCCUGAAUCUUCACUUAUGUGAAUGCAAGUGUUUACAUAGCAAUGUUAUACAAGUUAGCCCAGAAGAGGGCCAUCUUGUUCCAUCAAAGCAACAGAAAUCCAGGCACAAACCGAAUUUUCCAAUGUAUUAUUACUUCAGGGGGCUUUGUUUCAUCUUCUUUACUAGCGGAUUCAAAAAAGUAAGAAAUGCCUCUGGCUUUGUUCAUUAAAUUCAGGGAUAUAGAACUCAAUAUUUUAUAAAUUACUGAUGACUGAGUUACCUGCUGAAAACAAUUGCAUGUAGAGAUAUUUUGUGGGUUUUUAAAAACUGAAUUUGGUGGAAACUA
Messenger RNA from Ornithorhynchus anatinus (platypus), 2041 nucleotides. RefSeq names its product adenosine deaminase tRNA specific 2 (gene ADAT2). The transcript has 6 exons. Bases 368 to 883 code for a protein of 171 amino acids. Lineage: Eukaryota; Metazoa; Chordata; Mammalia; Monotremata; Ornithorhynchidae. The record is from RefSeq and is a predicted model, not a curated record. Gene Ontology annotation, molecular function: zinc ion binding; tRNA-specific adenosine-34 deaminase activity. Gene Ontology annotation, biological process: tRNA wobble adenosine to inosine editing. Gene Ontology annotation, cellular component: nucleus; cytoplasm.